AAAAGUGUGGCGUGGUUAAAAAAAAAAACACGAUGUGCUAACGGUUAUCAUCGACUCGCAACAUUUUUCUCUCGUCUUAGUUAAACCCAGUCUUUUACCAGCGCGUACAUACCGGCGCGUCCACGGGGAAUUUUGCGGGGCGUAUUGUCACGCGCAGGGCGAGGUUUUAUAGAUGUUUAUGUAGUUGUUUUUUCUUCAGUGUGUGUGUGUGUGUGUGAGUGAGAGUUACCUUCAUGCAAGCAGUUCUGUUUGAGCUAGCCGGAUGUGGCUAGCUGGCCAUGCUAACUCUUUUCCAGACAGUAUGUUUCAAAUUUUCAUGACGACGCGCCGUGAGGGCGGAGUUGAGGCCCGUAGAGGCAGGUCUGUUCUUUUAAUGAAGUAAGCACACGGUCACUAUGAUUAACUAAAGUUCCCCUAGUUAGAAGUGUUUCAAGAUGUCACUGGACAAUGACCUGCCAAUCAAAGUUAGCCCUGCCUUCCCAGCCACUGCCAGCCUAUCAGAGCAACCUCAGCUGGAGAAGCCACACCCAUGGUUUUCUGACAAUGGCCAUCCGUCACUCCCUGGCCCUCCUCCAGGAAGUCGAUUUGGAAAGCGCCGUUACUCUGUGGGUGUCGGCUUUAAGGGGCUGGCUAAGCGCCGUCGCCGUGCCAACAGCGAGAGCGAAUCUGACUCUGUGCUGCCAACCAAUUUUCUGUUAGGUGGGAAUAUUUUUGACCCACUGAACUUAAACUCGCUGCUGGACGAGGAUGUCAACAGAGCAACCAAUCAGGAGACGCCAAAGUGCUCACCCCUGCCGUCCCGGGGAGGAGACCCUGUUGAGAUCCUGGUGCCCCGCGACAUAACUGACCCCCUAAACCUGAAGGGAGGUUGUGGUGUGGGGGGAGAGGAUGCAGGCAUGCUUCUAUCCCCUGUAAAGUCCAGGAGGAGGCACAGAACCAGACACCAUGGAGCCGGCGGGGGAGAAAAGGAGGCGGUUCCUGCUAGACUGUUUUCCUCUUCAGCUGGAGCCACAGCUCCUCUGCUAAACACAGACAGCAGUGUCCCUCCAUCUCCGCUUCCCUGUGAGCUCAACACGGCGAUAACCUGUCGAGAUGACGUAGCUCCGCCCCCUGUCCUCCCCAGGAGACACACACAUCCUCCACCAGGCCACAAACCUGGGAACCAGAGUGAUGGCCGCCCCCGGAAACGGCGACGUACCACAUCAACAAAAUCGACAGAUACAACUAUGGUCACCACGACCACCACAGCUCAGCUAAGCAAAUUCCAGACGCCUCUGGUGGGAGGGGCUAAAAAGUCUGGAGAUUCUCUAGUCUCAACUCGGCCACCAGAGAAGAGGAAGAAAGACAAACACAGGUACCAGUAUGGCAGCCACAGCCAUUACUAUGGUUACCAUGGUUUCUAUGGCGAGGGGAGGGUGGGGACAGAGGAGGAUCCACGGCUCUGCCUGUUGGAGGACAAAUGGUUCAGAGACAAGACUGUGCUGGACGUGGGCUGUGCCGCAGGUCACAUGACACUGAGCAUCGCUCGCAGGUUUAGCCCCACCCACAUCCUGGGGGUGGAGCUAGACAGACAGUUGGUCCAUGCAGCCAAUCAGAACAUCCGACACUUUUUGUCACAUGACCUGGUGGUGGAGGAGAGAGGCAGGACUCGAGGAACAGUGCUGUUGACGAUUAAGGGGGAGAAUCAGGAUACUGAAAUACUUGAGGAAGAGGGUGAACAAGAGGAGAAGGACAAGAAAAGGGGCCAUGAGGAAGUGGUGGAAGAGGCCCUGUCCCUCCUCUCCUUCAUGGUGACCCGAGGCCCCCUCUCAGCUCCUCCUCUCUUCCUUCCUCCAUCCUCGUCUUCCAGGUUCCCCAACAACAUCACCUUCAUCCAGGGUGACUAUGUGUCAGAGCGAGUGGUGUGGCCUGGGGGCGGCCAGUAUGACGUCAUCAUGUGUUUUGGCGUGACCAAGUGGGUCCAGCUUCAAUCAGGCGAUGCCGGUGUGGUCCGGCUGUUCAGACGAGCCUAUCAUAGUCUGUCGCCGGGUGGAUUAUUCAUCCUGGAGCCACAGCCAUGGAGCAGCUAUAGCCACAGCAAGCGAGCAUCGGAGACGACGUAUCAAAACUACCGGAGCCUGAGACUGAAACCUGAGCAGUUCACCACAUACCUAACUGACUGCGUGGGCUUUACAUCCUACCGCCUCCUCAAACACACAGGGAACCUGCGGCCUGUUUACCUGUUCCACAAAGGCUCCGCCCAGAGGAAGUGAGGCCACCGGGACGUUUGCGCUCUGGAUCUUGGACUGAUGGAGUGGUGGGAGAUGGACUCUUUUGGUCAACCUCUUUAUGGCUGUUGAGCUGAAUGGAUUCUGGUUUCUCUGCAUGUGACUGGUCGGCUAAAGGCUGAUCAAGCCAGAGGCUGCAGAUCGUUGUUCUGUCUGAACACUGGACAAUUGGUGGAAAUGACACAUUUGGUUUUUCAGAAUAAUACUUCCGAUUUUUGUUGCUUAAGUUACCGCUUUUGUCAAAAUAAAAAGUAGCUGUUUCUUUUUAAAGAA
Betta splendens (Siamese fighting fish) is the source of this 2540-nucleotide messenger RNA. RefSeq names its product methylphosphate capping enzyme b (gene mepceb). The transcript is spliced from 8 exons. Lineage: Eukaryota; Metazoa; Chordata; Actinopteri; Anabantiformes; Osphronemidae. Gene Ontology annotation, molecular function: snRNA binding; RNA methyltransferase activity; O-methyltransferase activity. The coding region runs from base 435 to 2252 and encodes 605 amino acids. The record is from RefSeq and is a predicted model, not a curated record. Gene Ontology annotation, biological process: snRNA modification.